UACGUCCCCAUCACAACCCAGCAUCAGAAACUGAGCAAAAUCGAAACGCUCAGGUUGGCAAGGAACUACAUUAUGGCACUUCAACGAAUGCUUCAAACCGGACGUCAACCAACUCCAUUGGAAUACGCUCACCAACUUUCAAUUGGCCUCAGUCAGACUACCACAAAUAUGCUCGCCAAUCUUUUGCAGGUGCAACCUCGUCUUCUACUGUUGCCCACGUCACCUGGAGUAAUGGAUCUUUCAUCGCCAACAGCAGGACCGGCGUAUCCUCAGCCGCCACCGUAUGACUUCAGUGGCGGUUCCGACAGCAGUUUUGAUAGCCCCAGCUCUUCCUAUCAAUAUAAUCCCUACAUGGGCUGA
This is a messenger RNA of Haemonchus placei, 360 nucleotides long. The record is from the annotation of a GenBank genome assembly. NCBI's taxonomy places the organism in Eukaryota, Metazoa, Nematoda, Chromadorea, Rhabditida, Trichostrongylidae.